AUGCACUCCUUGAAUGCUACCUUUAGCAAUCUGACCAUGGCGUUUUCCCCCUCGAGACUGGCAGCACUGUUCCUGCUUGUCACCUGUGGCUCUGUGAUUGUGUCGUAUGACUUGCAGCUUCGAGAAUCGGACGUAGACAUGGAGAGCUUGCAGCAGGUGACUGAUUUUCCUCAAUCACCACCACAAGCAAUCAAAGCCAUCAUUCCUGAGGACUCUCCAAUACCGGUACUAGUAGCCGCCAAGAGGCGUUUGCUACACGACAAAGCGCAACAAAUGGCAGAGCGAGAAAGAGUGGACAUGUACGAAGUGGGACAUUUUCCCGCCAAUUUUCCACUCGAGGAAUUUCUGGACGGCCCCGGAAUGCCCUACUACGAUGCUGACAUCCAUAACCAACUCGUCUUUCCCACGUCCCCCAAAAAUGAGGCCUUUUGCGAAUUCCAACAGGAUCUGGCCAGUGCCUUUCAUUUGCCGCAUACCAUGCAGCAACUUUUGAGGUGUUUUUCCUGGUGGCAGGCCAAUCCAACCAAAAAGCCGGCCUUGCUAUUGGACAAGCAAUUCCGUCUCAAAUCGCAAUUCACCGAAGGAUUCAUGAAAGCCCUCGUUGAGACCUUUGGACUGCGCGUCAGAGAACCCAAAAAGAACUUCAAAGCGGCUGCCGUACACGCCUUGACAACGGGACGGAACCAAUCCACCACCGUCUACUAUCAAAUGAGAUCCACGCAGGAUGCUGAAGUCUUGCGAAGUGGAAUCAUUAAACAGUACAAGCUGGAAAGCAGUGGUUGUCGAAACAACAAAUAUCCCACUAUUGGCUUUCUCAAUCGCGUCGGACACCGGCACGUUUCCAAUUCACACGACAUCAUCCAAGAAAUUGCAGCCUCCAAAAUCAAUCACACGGAAAUCCAAUACCUCGAUUCCUUUGAUGGAAAAUCCUUUUUGGAACAAGCGGCAUUCAUGGCCAAUGUGGACAUCCUCAUUAGUCCCCAUGGGGCACAACUCACCAACAGUAUUUUCAUGCCCCAAUGUGGCGGAUUUUUGGAACUCUUUCCCCGUGGAUAUCACUGGCCCGAACUCUUUGGGACAUUGGCUGCGUCCAAUGGGCAUCUGCCCGUCGGACUCUACACGGGGCCUCCCGAGAAUCGUACGCAAGAUAUCAAGUACUUUUGGUCCACCUAUGAGCUUCGCAUCCAAGCCAAACACAAAUCCGUAGAGGCACAUCCGGGAAUGUCGGCCUUGGCCAUUCAAGAGCUCGUCCUGCACCGGGAAUCCUGCUGCCAGCAGCAACUCCAAGACAACAACAAGUCGUAA
Messenger RNA from Seminavis robusta, 1305 nucleotides. The record is from the annotation of a GenBank genome assembly. NCBI's taxonomy places the organism in Eukaryota, Bacillariophyta, Bacillariophyceae, Naviculales, Naviculaceae.